This is a messenger RNA of Phytophthora nicotianae INRA-310, 519 nucleotides long. RefSeq lists its product as hypothetical. The coding region runs from base 1 to 519 and encodes 172 amino acids. The record is from RefSeq and is a predicted model, not a curated record. The transcript has a single exon. Lineage: Eukaryota; Oomycota; Peronosporomycetes; Peronosporales; Peronosporaceae.
AUGCAAGGUGACCGUGGGGCACUUGAAGCGGUCUGGGAAGGGAAUCGGAACAAGAUCCGUUGUGAUGCUAACGACUUGGAACUCUUUCUGGCGAGGGUGAACUGCCGGCAAUGGCUGAAAACGGCAGGUGUGGUGGAUGUAAGGCUUGGUGACCAUGGAUACCCGCAAGGCUUUGCGCGAAUGGAAGAAGUCACGCUGUUUCUUAAUAGCACCGACAUCUUUGGAGUGAGUUUCCAAGCGAAUGAGAGCGAAGUUUACGUGCUGGUGGUGGUACCUCCGGCUAGGAGUACGAUCGAUUUUGAUGGCACGAACUCAUGGCAGACGAUCUUUCAUCGGGACGUAGUUGCAGCCACCUCACUACCCGCAAUUGGAGUACUACGAAAAUUUGUCGGACGAGCUCUCCCUGUGAAGAUUGAACUACCGAAGUUUAUGAUCGAUGGAUGGUCAUUAUUGCUCGGGGCAGACCUUCGCGAUACGUUGUUCGACGAAAAAGACCGUUCUCCAUGCGAAAAUUCAUGA